UGGUGAGGUGGAGCGCCGGAGAGGAAGGGGAGCAACUGUGCCACAUGGAGCAGACGUUACAGGGUUGAGAAGAGAAUAACAGGAUCGCUUCGUGUUUUAUGAGAAAUACUUAUUGUAGCGGGUGUUCAACAGCAAUGUAACGCAGGUAACUAGGUGGGAGGUUCACUUACCUGAUUAGAGCACGGGCCAGUCAAGAGUUGAAACGUGGACCAGUAAAAUCCGCGUUUCAACUCCAGUAUUGAAUAAGCACGGGCUAUAAGCGGGAGCGAGCAUUGGUUUUGACAUGUCUCGUCAGGAGAGAUGCGCCACCGAUUGAAUCUCUUAAGAUUUUAUGCACAAUGUUUGCAAUAUUGUUUGGCAUCCUCACACUGCAUAAGGUGUUCUCUGCAUGCAAUGUGCCACACCUUUGCCCAGACAGCCCAGAUGUUCAGGCUGAAAUCCUUAACGAGCACAAUGCCUUUCGAAGAGCUGUUUUUCCAACUGCUAGUGACAUGGUCAAGAUGAACUGGAGCACUGAGGCCGCAACCAGUGCUCAGGCUUGGAUUGACACCUGCGCCAUGGCCCACGGCCCACCCAGCAGCCGCAUGCUUGGUGAUUAUGAAAUGGGUGAAAACCUGUUUUUCACCUCCGGUUCUAAGGAUUGGACUGACGUCAUCAGAGCCUGGCACAGUGAGGUCAAAGAUUACACUUAUCCAAAUGGUUCAAAAAACGGUCAACCCAUUGGUCACUACACGCAGGUGGUUUGGAACACUUCAUACAAGAUUGGUUGUGGUGUGGCCUUGUGUCCUGGUUCACUUUACUUCUUCGGAUGCCAAUAUUACAGAUCUGGAAACUUCAAAGGAGUGCCUCCAUACAAGGAAGGAACUCCAUGUGCUGACUGUCCCAACUCCUGUGAAAAUAAUCUUUGCACUGAUCCCUGUCCUUAUAUAAACAAGUACAGAAAUUGUGCAGCCCUGGUGAAAGCCAAUGGGUGCAACAAUCCAUCAGUGAACGCCUGGUGUCCUGCCCUCUGUCGGUGCCCCACCGAGAUCAUCCCAGUCGGAAAGAAAUAAGUCCACUGCUCUACAAAAUGGUCUAAUAGACGAAAACCUUGAAUAAACGCUCUGCUGUUUCCUUUC
This is a messenger RNA of Esox lucius (northern pike), 1118 nucleotides long. Its product is annotated as cysteine-rich venom protein. The coding region runs from base 339 to 1052 and encodes 237 amino acids. The transcript has 9 exons. Gene Ontology annotation, cellular component: extracellular region. The record is from RefSeq and is a predicted model, not a curated record. Lineage: Eukaryota; Metazoa; Chordata; Actinopteri; Esociformes; Esocidae.